Dryobates pubescens (Downy woodpecker) is the source of this 1379-nucleotide messenger RNA. RefSeq names its product StAR related lipid transfer domain containing 4 (gene STARD4). Gene Ontology annotation, cellular component: endoplasmic reticulum; cytosol. Lineage: Eukaryota; Metazoa; Chordata; Aves; Piciformes; Picidae. Bases 126 to 758 code for a protein of 210 amino acids. The transcript has 5 exons. Gene Ontology annotation, biological process: intracellular cholesterol transport; cholesterol import; cholesterol transport involved in cholesterol storage. Gene Ontology annotation, molecular function: cholesterol binding; cholesterol transfer activity. The record is from RefSeq and is a predicted model, not a curated record.
CUUUCUGCUCGCUGCUCAGAGCGCGUGAGUAGAAAUGAGUCGUGCGGUUGUCAGCGUCCUGGAGCGGUGUCUCGCGCUGAUGUGCCUGUCUGUGUCAUGGGUUCCCUGACGCAGGUGGGAAGCAAAUGGAUCUGCUGCCAGAGUCGGCAUCCCUGGCUACCAAGCUGUGGAAUACCCUGAUUCACUACCACAGCAUCGGAGACAGCGAAUGGCGAGCUGCGAAGAAAACAAAAGAUGCAACUGUGUGGUGUAAACCAUCAGAGGAAUUCAGUGGAUACCUCUACAAAGUUCAAGGAGUGGUAGAAGAUGUUGCUAACAGAAUAGUGGAUCAUAUUCGCCCUGGACCUUACAGGCUAGACUGGGACAGCUUAAUGACUACAAUGGACAUCUUGGAAACCUUUGAAGAGAACUGCUGUGUGAUGCGCUACACCACAGCUGGCCAGCUCUGGAACAUCAUAGCACCAAGAGAGUUUGUAGAUUUCUCUUACACUACAAGCUAUGAGGAUGGGCUUCUAACAUGUGGUAUAAGCCUAGACUAUGGAGAGGUGAGGCCUAACUUUGUCCGUGGAUUCAAUCACCCUUGCGGUUGGUUCUGCAUCCCUCUUAAGGACUGUCCUAGCUACAGUCUUUUGACAGGCUAUAUUCAGACUGAACUGCGAGGGAUGCUACCACAAUCUGUGGUAGAUACUGCCAUGUCUAGUACCCUGGCCAAUUUCUACUCUGACCUCAAAAAGGCGCUGAAAACAGACAAACCGUGACUUAAAAGCCCAUUUGUUUCUUGCAAUCAAAUUGCAUUGUUUACCUUAACACAGGUUCACAACUGAGUUAAGAGAUCAGUAAUACUGUUCCUGAAUGAUACCUGAAUGUUUACAUUGAGGGAUCCAAACAAGUUUACCAAGUACUUUUUGAUGUGACAACUUAGCAUACAUUCCUAAUUCACAGUGCAAAUUUCUGCUGCCUGCUUCACACUCCACAGCAGUGUAAGGAGAAAUAUGAAUCUAUAAAUCUACUGCUUCCUAGGUAAAACCCACAAGGUAUGUGUGUGGACUUCUAAAAAAAGCAGCAUGAACUCAGCUCUCAUGGAUCAUAUUGAGAGUGGAGUGGUCAACAUUUUGCUGGUGUGGGUCUCUGUACAGUCAGCAUCUCAAUAAAGAUAUAAUUGUGUAAUAUAUAUUUUUUUAUGUUUAUUUAAAAGUUUUUAACUUAGUUUGUACAGAUGCAUCUGCAAUUUGUUGUAAAUUUUUGCUUUGAUUUAUGCUAGGAAUAUUACAUAGGUGAGUUGUUAGAUGAUACUCAUAGGAAAGCUGUUCCCUCUUGGUAGCAAAAAUAAGAAUUCAUUAUUGGCAUUCUUUCAGUGUUGUAACAACUUACUACCAUAU